AUGUCCGCCAAACAACGCCUCCAAGCCCUCAGCCAACAACUCGCCGAAGGAAUCCCCGAUGCAGGCACAUUCGAGGAUAUCCCUAGAAUUCGCCAGGUAGCGCCUGAUUCCGUGGGGCCACGGAUGAAAGAUAAAGUGGCUAUUGUCACCGGAGCAAACUCCCCAACCGGCAUCGGCCGCGCAACAGCCCACCAGUACGCGCACAACGGCGCUAGGGCAGUCUACCUCUGCGACUACGCAACAACACACCUGUUAACACACAAGCGCGAGAUCGAGGCCCUGUACCCGGGCGUCGACGUGCACAUCCGGGACUUCGACGCGGGCGAUGAAAGCGCCGUUCAGGCUGUUGUUGACGAUGCGGUGGAGAAGUAUGGACGAUUGGAUGUGUUUUUUGCGAACGCGGGGGUUAUUGGGCAGCCGGUUGCUUUUACGGAGAUUGAUGGGGAGGGGUUUAUGGAUACGUUGAGGACUAAUACUUUGGGUGUCUUUCUGGCCGUCAAACACGCAGCGGCAGCUAUGAAGCUCACCAGCAAGGAUAAACCCUAUCCCGCCGGCUCGAUCAUCUGCACUGCGUCUGUCGCUGGUCUGCGGUCCAACGCCGGCUCAACAGAUUAUUCUGCUUCAAAGGCUGCCGUGAUUUCCAUCGCGCAGACAACCGCCUACCAGCUCACCGGCACGGGCAUCCGCGUUAAUGCUAUCUGUCCGGGUCUCAUCGAGACAGGAAUGACAGCGCCUGUGUUCGACCGGGCGAGGGAACGAGGCACAGAGAGAAAGGUCGGACAACUGAAUCCAUUGCAGCGGGGUGCUGUCGCAGAUGAAGUUGCGCGUGUUGCGCUAUUCCUGGGAAGUGAGGAGAGCAGCUACGUGAACGGGCAGGCGUGGGCGGUUUGCGGAGGUUUAAGUGCCGGCCAUCCAUUUGUGCCGGGGAAGUUGGCAUAG
This is a messenger RNA of Aspergillus chevalieri, 939 nucleotides long. RefSeq names its product SDR family NAD(P)-dependent oxidoreductase. Lineage: Eukaryota; Fungi; Ascomycota; Eurotiomycetes; Eurotiales; Aspergillaceae. The record is from RefSeq and is a predicted model, not a curated record. The transcript is spliced from 4 exons. Bases 1 to 939 code for a protein of 312 amino acids. Gene Ontology annotation, molecular function: oxidoreductase activity.